AUGGAUCCAAAGGGCAUCCAUGUCAUACCUCUAAGUUUAUGAUGUAAUGCUUCACCGGCUCUUUCAACAUACUCUCUCUCUCUCUCUCUCUCUCUCUCUCUCUCUCUCUCAUUGUAUCAACACCCCAGCUCUCUAUUUAGGUCCAAUGACUACUUAGUUUGCACAUUAAAGAUGAAACAAGUCAACUAUAUUUUACUAUUUAAUGAUGUUAUAAAGAAAUCUUCCAUAUGCGCUUAAAGUUUUUCAGUAAAAAGAAAGAUGAUGUUUGGAAAAUAAAGGCGAUAAUAACCUUUAUUUUAAGUCAAAGUAAUGGAAUAAAGAACUUGGAAUUAACUAAUGGUUUAAACAAUAGUGUAACUAGCUACCCAUAGAAGUUAACAUCACGUGUAGUUUAUAUAAUGAAAAUAUUUGUUCUCAAAGUCUCCUCAAGAAGGGACCACUAUACUUUUAUUAUUGUUUCUCAUUGUUCUUUUCAUGAAGAGAUGGCUUGACAAGUACAUUUCAUGAUAUCAUUGAAGUUAUAAUUAAUAAUAAUACAUAAAUUAAAUUUUUUUGAUAAGAAGAAAGAAUCAAGAUGUUUGAGAGAAUAGCCAUAACUAUAAUGUUUGACAUAUAUUAUACUUUAGAAAAUUUGAAAAAUAAAUAUAAAAAUAUAUUAAUUUUUUAUAUAUCAACAGUUGUUGUGAGGACACCUCAAAAGAGUUUGAGGAUUUUUUUUCAUAAAGAUAUAUGAUAAGUCUUCAUUAUCAUGAGUUAAUAAUUAGUAAAUAAUAUAGUUUUAGCCUUAACUCAUGAUAAAUAGACUUAUAUUUGUGUUAAAGCAUGAAAAGUGGUUUUCAGUUGAUUAACGUGAAUUUUUGGGUAAUUAUGUGAUUUUAUACGAUUUUUACAGUCUUAGUUUUGAGAUAAAUGAAGAACAAGAAAUAAAAAUAAAAAUAUUGCAAAAUGGGGGGAUCCGCCGGCCAGCCGGGCCCGCAAGCGGGUCGGAAGCGCAGUCGGGGAGUAGCCGCGAGCAGGGGCUCGAGCGGCUUGGUUGGAUCGGAAGGGGCACGUGUGCGCCACUCCCCUUCCACGUCACCGGUGGUCAGCCGGCUGUGGGGCAAGGAGUGGUCGUACACGCGAGAGAACUUUGCCUAGAAAGCUAACUUUAUUGUAUAUUCGCCCGAAUAAUCCGCCCACAACCGAUGUGGGACUAAAUCCACCUUGUAAGGGGCGGGCGACCGCCGCGGGUUCGAAUCCUCCCAGAGUCAAAAUUCAUAUAUUUUUAACUGAUUAUCGCGACUUUCCUGCAGAUCGCCGGUGAAGGAUUAAGCAACCGGAAUCGCUGGAUCAUCGGCGAAAAUCUCGUCAACGCGAUUCGCGAAGCAUUGCUACUAAAAUUUCUGAACGAUUCGCGAUAAAAGGAUCGCAAUCCAUCGAGUAAAUCAUCUCCGAUUGAUCGACGAACAAGCCGUCGUCGGGAAGAGGACGAUCCGCCGGGAGACCAGUCACCACCUCCUGAGAGCGUACCAGAUGCGAUGAAGAGCCUCCUCUUGCUGCGCGGACCUGAGGAUGAAGCUCCCUAACACGCGCCUCACCUCCAUCCAGCUCCUCUCCGUCGGGUGACAGCCGCCGGAGAGCCGCAAAGUCGCCGUAUUUCCGCUCCGCCGGGUGACAGCCGCCGGAGACGAUUCGACGACCCACUUCAUUGGUCUCUAGACUUCACGAGAAGAUCUAGAGAUUGCCCACGUCGUCUUUGUCCAAGGAGAACCUUCGAGGCCGUGGACACUGCACGACGACCCUCCCAAACGCUCAGGAUUCCGGUGCAUCGCCGACACGUCGCCAUCGCGACGCCGGAACUCUGUUUUCCUGGUUUAUCUAGAGAUUGCCCACGUCGUCUUUGUCCAAGGAGAGCCUUCGAGGCCGUGGACACUACACGACGACCCUCCCGAACGCUCAAGAUUCCGGUGCAUCGUCGACGCGUCGCCGUUGCGACGCCGGAACUUUGUUUUCCUGCUUUAUUUAGAGAUUGCCCACGUCGUCUUUGUCCAAGGAGAGCCUUCGAGGCCGUGGACACUGCACGACGACCCUCCCAAACGCUCAGGAUUCCAGUGCAUUGCCGACGCGUCGCCGUCGCGACGCCGGAACUCUGUUUUCCUGCUUUCAAUUUAAUUUACGCUUCAUUUAG
Spirodela intermedia is the source of this 2167-nucleotide messenger RNA. The record is from the annotation of a GenBank genome assembly. Lineage: Eukaryota; Viridiplantae; Streptophyta; Magnoliopsida; Alismatales; Araceae.